AGGCGGCAGUGAUGGGCACUGAUCAAAGGAGGCACUGGUAGGUUGCACUGAUGGGCAUUGACAGGCAUCACUGAUACAUGGCACUGACUGGCACUGAUGGGUGACAUUGAAAGGCAGCUCAGAUGGGCACUGAUAUGUGGCAUUGAUGUGCACUGGUAUGCACUAAUAUGUGGCACUGAUGGGCACUGGCACGUGGCACUUCUGGGGCCACACUGAUCAUCAGGGCACACUGAUCAUCACCGAUUACCGGCUCUCCUCUCGAGCUGUCAUGCUGACAGCUCGAGAGGAGAGAAAUGCCGAUAACCGGCAU
Messenger RNA from Staurois parvus, 310 nucleotides. NCBI's taxonomy places the organism in Eukaryota, Metazoa, Chordata, Amphibia, Anura, Ranidae. The record is from the annotation of a GenBank genome assembly.